Homarus americanus (American lobster) is the source of this 2753-nucleotide messenger RNA. Its product is annotated as SET domain-containing protein SmydA-8-like. The record is from RefSeq and is a predicted model, not a curated record. Gene Ontology annotation, molecular function: protein binding. NCBI's taxonomy places the organism in Eukaryota, Metazoa, Arthropoda, Malacostraca, Decapoda, Nephropidae. Bases 202 to 2019 code for a protein of 605 amino acids. The transcript is spliced from 5 exons.
CCGUCCGAGCCUCGUGUGUGUCACCACCACCUGCCGCGCCUGCUGGCCACCACCUGAGAGUGGUUUAAUUAACUUCAUCGCCUCACCUGACUACACCUGACUUUAAUUCACGUCACCAAAAAGGCGAUAACUCCCCCCACUUAAUUUUUUGGAGAGUGUAGCAGCUUCUCCAGUGCCGUCGUUGUUUCGCCAGGUACGAGGAUGGGUACUGAGACGCGGCUGUCAGUGCUGGAGUCUUAUUUGGUCUCCCUCACCUCCUCCAACCCUUCCUGGGGGCCUCAUGACUUUCAGGAGAAAAUACCACCUACAGGGACCUUCACAGACCGUCUACAGCAGGAGUACAACCCCACUAAGAGAGCUCAGAUCCUGCGAUCAGUUGACAGAGACGGAUCCUUCGCUAGAGAUCCUGUACCAGAUGGGCCCUACUCUUCAGGUUCUACUACGGAUGUUUCAGGAGCAGCAGUGAGGAUUGAGUGGAAUCCUAAACAGGGGCGGUACCUGGUGGCUGCAAGGGAUAUUAAGGCCGGGGAAGUGGUGUUCGGAGAGGAGCCGUUGGUAGUAGCUCCCAAGCCAGGCGCAGGGUCCACUUGUUUGGCUUGCCUGAGGGCACUGAAGGAGUCUUGGGUUGGGUGUAACGGCUGUGGCUCUCCACUGUGUUCACCACACUGUGGAGGCGCUGGCCAUACAGCCGAAGAGUGCAAGAGACUGACUGGGUUGGGUUUGAAGCAAGAUUCGAGCAAUAAGAACUUACUGAUCAAACAACUCAACGUUCUCCUGACGCCGCUAAGAACGUUGUUACUGAUGGAAAAGUCGCCAGGAAAGGCCGCCGUUAUCGCUGCGCUCCAGAGCAACGCAGAUUUAAGACAGAAGCUGCCUAUUGGACGCUUCGUGGAGGAAAAGGUGGCUGGGCCUUUGCGACGCCAACUGAGUCUUCAGGUGGGAUCGGACAUAGUUCAACACCUGUGUGGUGUGUUCGACACCAACGCCUUCGUCAUUAGCCUCGGCAAUAACAGAUGUGGACGUGGGCUAUUUCCUCUCGGAGCAUUAAUGAACCAUUCCUGUAUUCCCAACACACAGCACUGGUACAAGGACGGUGUGUUGAUUGUCCGUGCAUUGAAAGACAUCCCCAAGGGCGAGUCCCUCACCAACACCUACGCGCCUACACUCUGGGGCACUCAAGCCAGGGCAGCUCACCUAGCCGGCUCUAAACUCUUCACAUGCACCUGUGAGCGUUGCCUAGACCCUACAGAACUAUGUUCUCACAUUAGCUCCGUCGCAUGUCGGGGGUGCAAAGACGGCCUCCUGGUGCCUCCAUAUGCUCCCCGGGGACCUUGGGAGUGUCAUAUCUGCGGCACUAGUGUCUCUUCGGGCGCUGUGGAGGCCAUGGUGCGGGCUGCCGGGGCUGCAGUGAGCCGUGUGCCUCAGGGAGACAAGGCUUCCCUCAGUGCCACCGUCGACCAUCUGUCUAGGGUGGUGGGCGGCGGGCACUAUGUUACCGUAGAGCUCAAGUUCGCCCUGGUGCUGGCCAUCAUGACCCAGCCUCUCUCAGAUGUGACCGAGGAUGACCUCUCAAGAGUGGUGGACCUGACCAAGGAACUGCUGCGGUUGGCUGCCUGUAUCGACCCAGGAAUGUCCAGAUUUAGAGGAGUGUUGCUGCUAGAGUUGAUAAAGUCAGUCACUGAGUUGAUGAAAAGACGGAACAUUAACUGCGUCGCUUCGACGGCUGCCGCUACUACUACUGAUACAACUUCUACUACUAUAUCUGCUGAUGACUUGGAUGAUGAUAAUAAUAGUAAUGAAGAUGGCGACAGUAAGGACCACUCUACCACCAGCCUCCACAAUAACGAUGUCCAGUCCCUCCUAAAGCUGAUGGAGGAGUGUGAGGCGAUUCUGCAGUAUGACGGGCGCCUGGAUGAGGUACUCCCCCUCAAGCUUGACCUCCAGCAUCUGCAGCACCUGUAUUUUACCUCAGAAAGAACGACUCAAAAUUUUGUAAUAGGGGCUGAAGUUUCUGAAUAGGCUCUCAAAUAUUCUGAAUUGGGGAGAAAGAGUUCUGAAGGAGGAGGAUAUAGAUUUUUAAUGAUUGAUGAUUCAGAGUUCAAGAGUGUUCAACAGUUUAAUUUUAGGAGGAACAUUCAAGAGUUCAGAGGAAAUGUAAUAUAGAGUUCCGUUCAAGAGUUAAGUAUGAUUUAAAGAUUUGUUCAAGAAAUUUAUUUUAAGGGAUUGCUUAAGAGUUUUAAAUGACCACAGAAGAGUUUUAUUUUAACGGAGAGCAAAAGUUUUGCUUCUCAAGAGUUUUCUGUUUACACCACUUGCUAUAUUAUACUGUAGUUGUACAGGCUACAUUUGUUAUAUAUUUCUAUACUUUUUAUUGUUCAUGUUUGUUUACGAACGAUUUGUUAUAUAUUUCUGUACUUAUUAUCGUUUCUUUGAUUAUGAAGCAUUUGUUAUGUAUUUGUAAUUUAACAUGAUGUGUUGUUUUGUCUGGAUAUUUGUUUAUGGCGCAUUUGCUAGAUAUAUACAAUGAAAGACAAAAGUCGUGUCGUGAAAUUUGGUGAAAAUAUUUGCCGUAGGGCUAAGCUUUUGGUGCGCUCUGCCUUGUGGUAGGGGGCUCUCAUAAUGUUUCACGAGUUAUAUUUAAUUUCCGGACAAAACCGUGAUACAACUUUUGUCUUUGAUUGUACAUCUGAAACACAAAAACAUGCAGAUCAACACAAGAUGCGCGAAUUUUUAAAUUCCACUAAAACAUUUUA